This is a messenger RNA of Limanda limanda (common dab), 8460 nucleotides long. RefSeq names its product zinc finger homeobox protein 3-like. Gene Ontology annotation, biological process: regulation of neuron differentiation; brain development; regulation of transcription by RNA polymerase II. The coding region runs from base 1 to 8460 and encodes 2819 amino acids. NCBI's taxonomy places the organism in Eukaryota, Metazoa, Chordata, Actinopteri, Pleuronectiformes, Pleuronectidae. The transcript has 10 exons. Gene Ontology annotation, cellular component: nucleus. Gene Ontology annotation, molecular function: RNA polymerase II cis-regulatory region sequence-specific DNA binding; DNA-binding transcription factor activity, RNA polymerase II-specific. The record is from RefSeq and is a predicted model, not a curated record.
AUGGACAGCGGUGAGGGAGGCGGAGGGGAUGGAGGGGGAGGAGAGGAGAGAGAUGCUGACCUCAGUCCCCAGGCUUUAUCUCUUCCUCUCCUGACCCAGGCGGUCAUUCCGGAGCAAGGGUCAUCCUCUUAUACCUCAGCCAUGGCCCCUGCCAAAGAGCCCCUGACCCUGCCUCAGCAGGAGGAGGGCGCAGAGGGGUCCCAGGCUAGAGAAGAGACCCAGGGAGGGGAUCGGAAAGACGGAGGCCGACACACACAGGAGAAUAAAGCAUGUCAAAAGCAGGGGAUGAGGGAAGACUUCGGGGAGGGAGAUUUGUCAGGGCAAAAGAAGGAAGAAGGGGAGGUGCAUGUAAGUGUGGGAGAGGCGUCAGUUACAGGGGGCCUCCCAGCAGCCCUUUGCAGCAGAGGCGGAGAAGAGGAGAAGGAAGAGGAGGAGGCCAUCUCAAACCAAAGCCAAACCAAAUCCAAAUGUUCUUUAUUACCUCAACAGAGCCAGCACAGCUCUUCUUCCAGCACUGCAAAGGCCAGUUGCACACUCGACAGCAAAAUAGCCGCCUCUCCAAAGCCCUCUCCCACAUCUUCCCCCUUUCCAAAGCCCUCCCCUUGUCUUGCCACCUCUCCAAAGCACUUCACUGGUCCAUCCUCCUCUUCUGCCCUGCUGAGCGAGACAGAGGUAAAAGACAUUAAGGGAGAUCAGGGCUGGAUUUCUGGGUUUCCUCAGAGCUUUAAAUCCCAGCAGUCUACUCUGGCUUUACCACUGGCAGGUACAGAGCCUGCCAGCACACCUGCUGAGGAUGAUGGGUCGGCAGGGGUUUCUCACUCUUCCAUUACCAAUGGAGAUGGUGCCAAAGCUCCAGAACCAAAUGAAAACCAGCUAGACACAGAAGGGGACGACGAGAGAGACAAAGAAGGAGAACAGAAAGAAGCUGUUCUUAAAAACCUCAACCAAGACCUCUCUUCGAGUUCACUGACGAGUCACAUGACCAUAAUGCACUCACGCAACUCUUGCAAGACCCUGAAAUGCCCCAAAUGUAACUGGCACUACAAGUCCCAGCACACACUGCAAGUCCACAUGAAAGAGAAACACCCAGAGACGGGGGGCCAAUGUGUGUGUGGUGCAUCCGGAGGAAAGUGUGUGUGUGGUGGUGCAACACAAGGUGUGUGCAGUUAUUGCAAUUCCGGAAAACCCCAUCCUCGCUUGGCCCGUGGUGAAACCUAUGCCUGCGGCUACAAGCCGUACCGCUGUGAGGUCUGUGACUAUGCUACCUCAUCGAAAGGCAACCUCAGCAUACACAUGCAGUCUGAUAAACACCUUAAUAACGUUCAAAAUGGGGGAAACUCUAAUGGUCACGUGCACACUUCUCACAUUACCAACAACAGCAGCCCCUCCAAUGGUCACACAGUGGAUGAGCCGGUAUACAAGCUCCCACUCUCUAUUACCACGCCUACAACCCAGCCCGCCAAGCUCGCACCACCUGCACACUCUCACUCUCAUGGAAAGCGGUGGCGGUGUGAUGUGUGCGACUAUGAGACCAGCAUUGCCCGAAACCUGCGCAUACACACCACCAGCGAGAAACACACACAUAACAUGCUACGGCUCCAGAGAGGCUACUAUCUAUCUCACUGCAGGAGCCUCACUCCACAGCUGAAACACCUACAAAACACAGGUGCCGAGCUCUCCUUGAACAUGCGACUCACCAGUCAGCAAGUCACAGAAGCGCCAGUCACCCUUGGGUCUACACUGACUCCCUCUCCUUCCCCCUCUCCCUCACCCCCUCCAGCCCCAUCUCUGUCCCCCACUGGACCGCUCUCUCAAGGCAUGUUCCAAUGCCUUGUCUGCUCCUGCUUUUCAUCUGACAGCACAGAGAUUGUGGAGCAGCACUUGAAUGCGCCUCGCUCCUUACCCCAGUCUGAGUGGUGCUCCCUGGUUGCUGGUGGCUGCCACUGCAGAUUGUGCGGCUACACCACCCCACUGAGGGCUAACUUCUCCUUACACUGCCAGACUGACCGACACCGCUCCCGUUACCAGCUUACUGCUCACAUCCAGGAGGGAGGAGACAGGGGUCAGGAGGGGGUUGCCCUUAUUGCUAAGGGAAACCCCGUCCAGGUGAGGUGCAACCUGUGUGACUAUGUGACCAGCAGUUUUGAGAAGCUACGAGGACAUUCCCUGGGUUCACACCAUGAGGCCGGCGUCAGGGUUUACAGGUUCCUGCAGCAGUAUGAUGGUGAGGUUGAUGGAGGAUCGUGGCUGUUCCAUUGUCUCCUAUGCAACCACUCCUCCUCCUCUAAACUCCAAGUACUGAAACACAGUCAAACCCCAAUCCAUCAGCAGAGGGAAGAGCUUCUACAGCUGCAGCCAAUGGGUGGAGAGGAGCUGGCAGCCAUUUUUACCAUCAGGAAGAGUGCUGAUGGCGUCACAGGAGAACUCAGUGAUGAUGUGGAAACUUCCAGCGAGACCAGUGGUAUUUUGGAAACAACCAAAGACACAUGUAACUCGGGGGUGAAGCAGAUUUCCGAGGAGACAGAAGAAACCAGGGGGGAGGAAAGAGACAAGAAGGAGUCAUUGAGCUCCGUCAAGCGUCCGUCCUCUGGAUACGCGGAGAUGGAAAGCUCCAUUGAAACCAAACGCCCGAGAAUACACCAGCAAAAUGAGAACCAGCAGACUGUCCAGUGCCCUCUGUGCCAGGUUAAACUCCCAUACACACACCUCCGACCGCAUCUCACACAUCUGCACAGUGUGGCACAGGACUGUGUGGACAAGCUCAUCAGCACAGUCAAACCACCCAUGGAACAACUGCCUCAUCUGCAGAUGGAACUACCAACAGACGUGUGCACAGAUGAGACUCCAGAAAAUAAAACCGCCAAGAAUAACAAUGCAAGUUGUGUCAAUUCCGCUGAUUCAAUUGCCUCUGUUGAUUCUCAGAAAAAACAAGGCAUUUCAGUGGCAAACACUGAGGGAGAUGUAGCCGCACCCAAAGAUGUCACAGCUCUACUUACCCCACCCCUUGAAGAAAACACCACUCACCCUUCCAAUGGCAGACUGGCUCCUCAGUCCCCGACUCAGAUCCCCCCCUCCUCACCCAUCUCCCCACCUAGCGAUCCCCCUUCUCUCUCUGAUCGCCAUGGUUACCGGUUCCGUUGCAGCAGGUGCAGCCUGGCGUUCCCCACUCAGGAGAAGCUCCAAACGCACUGGCAGUACCAUGCCAUGAGGGCGGCGACAGAGUGCCCCCUCUGUUCUAGACAAUGCCGCAGUCAGGAGGCCUUGCAGAGACACAUUCAAAACACACAUUCACAGCUGGACAACACACAGGGGCAGAGUACAGUCUUACCACCUCAUACUACUCAAUAUAUGGAGCAUAAUACGAGUUCUGUUCAGCAAGAGUUAAGUUUAUCACCACAAGUGGGUCAAGAGGCAGGAGAAGGGGAGGAUGAAGACAUAGAGGAAGAAGAAGCAAUGGGCAUUGAGGGAAAAGAGGAACAACAAGAAGAAGAAGUUCAAAUUAAAGAUAAGGAUACAGUUGGUGAAGAGGAUAAAGUUGAGGAGGAUUUAACUGAGCCAGAGAAAGGGUCACAUGAGGAGAUGAUAUCAGAACAUGGUUCCAACUCUCUUGUCAGAAAGUGCUCUAACCCCACAUUGGACCGCUAUCUGGAUCCAUCCAGGCCCUAUAAAUGCACCAUCUGUUCAGAGUCCUUUACUCAGAAAACCAUUCUUCUGGUCCAUUUUAACUCUGUGUCGCAUCUUCACAGGGCCAGACGGGCCCUGCAGGACUCUGGCACAGGUGUUGCGGCCCCUGAGGCUCCCCGCGGCCCAGACUCUCGACCCUACCGCUGCAGACUUUGUGGCGUAGGCUACAGCCAGAGCUCCACACUGGACAUACAUCUUCGCUCUGUCCUUCAUCAGACUAGAGCUCGUGCUGCCAAGAACACAGCUCAACAGACCCCAGCAUCUAAUGUAGCUGUUCCAUUGACCACCGCUUCUACCCAGCCUGGUGCCACCAGAGAGGAAAUAUCCAAGAGUUUGCCUUUCCCCAAGAGGCUAGAUGGAACAAGCUCCUCAGCCUAUUCACUAUUUGAUCCUAGCCUAGCAACAGAGGUCAAGCCAACCUAUAACCAAAAUAGCCAGCAAGCUAAAAAGAAAGUGGCAGAGCUUAUAGCAUCUCGAAAUCAGCUAAUGCUAAUACAGCAGCAGCAGUUAGCCCAGGCUCAGGCACAGGCCCAAGCUCAGUUACAACAACACACAGCUAUGCUCCAGUCCCAGGCAUUGCAGCACCUCCCCUUAGGGAUAGAGAAUCUCCUUAAACAACACUUCCCCCUGACUCCAGACAACUUUCUGUCUCUGCAGCAACAACUUCUCCUACCAUUUUACUUAUCAGGAGACAUGAAACUAGACAUGAGCCUAGACCUUGGUCAGUUACUAUUGGCCAACUCCAUCCAAAAAGAACAAGUUAAGGUAGAAGCUCAAACUGAGUCCCCACCUGAAACUGAUGAGAAACAAAACCAUAAACAAAGCUCCAACCCAGCUGUAAGCCAAUUUAAGGAUCAUGUGCAGUUUCAGACCAAGAACGAAGCAGUCCGCAGAGGAUCCUCCAUCAACCACACUGAAAGAGAAAACAGCAAUACUUGUCUUGAGGAAGAAAAAGAAGAAAUGCAUGUUACUACGGUUAAAAAUGAGAGUCAAAAGGAGGAAACCCAUUCUCCCUCAUUUAAUCUACUUAAAUUGCAGUGUCCGCCUCCCAGAGUGCCCUAUGCUGCUGCGAAUGGGGAGCCUCUUAAAGCCCUACUACAGAGUUAUGGCUAUGAAUUGGCAAUGCAAUAUACACAAAGUAGACACAGACACCAGCAGCAGAUUGCCACUCAAAUGAUACCGUAUGAACAACAGUGCUCUGAUCUCAAUAAGAUCGUUGCUUGCUUAGAGGUCGAAAAAGAGAAGUUAAAUGAAACAGAGGAUGGACAGGUAGUAGUUUGCAAUGAGGAUAACAACGUAGUACAUGGCAAUGGAGACAGAGAUAGCAGCUUAUGGCCAGAGAAAACUCUAAACAAAGGUGAAAAAGCAGCAAAUGAAGAAAAAAGAUGCUGUGGAGCAGGUGAAAAGUGCAAAGACUGUGGCAAGUUAUUUUCAGAUGCCUUGAUUUUAAAAACCCACCAGGAAUACAUUCACAGGAUGAUGUUUCCCACUGCUGUACUGGAGAGGUUUUCCAGAAAAUACAGGCUGCAAUAUGACCAGAUGUACCCCCUCACACAGCCUAAAUCUAUGGAGAAUUCAACUACAUGCCCCCAGGAUGCAGUCUCAACCACAUCCACAUCUUUGGAAUCAGAAACACCACAAGAGCCAAUUAAAUCUCAAGUGAAAACCAUUUCACCCUCACCUGUAUCCUCAGUUCCAGAUCUCGUUACUAAAACAUCUGCUACGACUACAGACCCACCCCAAACUGCCUCAUCAGUUUCUUCUCCUCCAUCACCAUUGCAACCUCAAGAAUGUCCACAACCUGAGAUUCCCAUCCCAGGUACAUCAGCUACUUCUCAAACCACGUCCCCAGCUAAAUCCAUACCUAAAAUACCUAUGUCCUCUCUGCCCUUGCCCCAGCUUCCUAUACCCCAACUGCCUUUACCUAAGCUUUCCCUACCACCCAUUCCUUUCCCCAUGGAACUACCUCUCCUCUCUCCAGCUAUGAUGCAGUCUGUGGCUCUCCAGACCCAACCUUGGUUAGACUUAAGUGUAAACCCGGAGUUGGCAAAACUCUACCAAUCUCAACUCAAUCCAGCAAUGCUAGGGCAGCAAACACAGUUUAGUCCACCGUUGCUAAGUCAGACUCCACAACUCAACCCUGCAUUGCUGGGUCAACCAUCCCAGCUCAGUCCCAUCCAAACAGGACAGCAACCUCAAGUCAGCCCAUCAAUGCUUGAACAGCAGCAGGGUAAGCGAACCCGAACACGAAUCUCAGAGGAGCAACUGACUGUUCUGAGGAGACACUUUGAUAUUUACAGCCUCCCCAGUGAUGACGAGAUCAACAAAAUGUCUUCUCUGUCUGGACUGCCUCACAAAGUCAUUAAACACUGGUUCCGCAACACCCUAUUUAAAGAGCGCCAGCGAGACAAGGAUUCUCCUUAUAAUUUUAAUAACCCUCCAACCACAUCCCUGGAGGAGGGAAAAGAGGAAGUAGCACAAAACCAAACUCUGACACUUGAACCAUGUUCACUAUCCCCAGCCCCCCCAGCCAUCUCUCCACAGCCCCAGAUAACAGAUAUCCAGAGAGGCGAGCCCCAUAGGGGUCGACGCUCUUCCCGAACUCGCUUUACGGAGCAACAGCUGGAGACCCUACAGGGGGUGUUUGAGGCCACUCCCUACCCCAGGGAGGAAGAAUAUGACAGAAUGUCUGCUCUGUUGUCUCUCCCUAACAGAGUCAUUGUUGUAUGGUUUCAAAAUGCAAGACAGAGAGCCCGCAAAAACCAAGACGGGGGACGGGGGACUGAUGAUGGAUUAGAGGGAAAGAACCAGCCUGACAACAUUCACAGACAGAGAAGUGGCUGCUUCAAGAACGAUGAAGAUAAUGAGGAUAACAGCUGUGGCGAUGAAGGACAAGGUGACUGUGAAAACUCCAUGGAUCUGACUUAUGAGUACUACACCCAACCUGACUCACCUGUCCUUGAUUCUUACACUAAAGACACAGAAAGUGAACAGCAAACAUUUAAUGGCGAACCGACACUUGCAACCAGGAAACGAGAGGAUAAAACCACCUCUUCUCAUGCUGAUAAGUGCCCAGCUCUGGUUCAAACUCAAAAUGGAAUUUCAGAUGCUGACUUUCAUCAGAAGGAAAAGGUUACAGUCAAGAAAACAGGCUCCUCUUCAAAACUUGAACCUAAGCUUCAACCAGAAAGUACUCCAGAAAGAUCUCAGCCUUGUUCUUCCUCCUCUUCACAAAAGACCGUACCCACCAUCCCGUCUAUAUCUCAUUGCAGCCAGGCGCAUACCCAAAGUUCUCCUUCACAUCAAGCUUGUGAAAAGCCUGCUGAUCCAUCACCUAACCUCCCUUCUGCUUCAGAGUCUGAAAAAAGCCACACUGGGCUGCCUGAUUCCACCUCAAGCCUACUCAGUGAAGCCCAGUCACAAAAUCAGCUGCUUCUCCAGACCCAGGCUCAAUUCCCAUGCAGUGUCUGUCCAAUGUCCUUGCCAACAUUCCAGCUGUGGCAGGAGCAUCAGACCAGGCACCUCCUGGCAGCUCAGUCCCAGGUCCAACUCAUGCAUUCUGGCUUCACAGACCGAACCAUGCCUUACAUGAUGCUUCACCCCAACCACACCCUGAUGGCCAGCCAAAUGCUUUCAGGUGCUCUGUCCCAGAUUCAUCCUAAUCCCACACAUUCGAUGAUGUCACAUUUAAACAGUAUACAAAUUCAAAACACAAUGUCUGAUCAUUCAAGUAACACCCUCGCGGGUCUAUCUCAAGGUUCACUGACACCUAUGAAGCAGAAUACGAAGCUUAUAUCAGAAACCAGUUUUGAAAGCCAGAGGAGCAAUAGAGAAGUUGAGGAAGAGCACAGAAGGGAUAAGCGUCAGAGAACCACCAUCACCCCAGAGCAGCUUGAAGUGUUGUAUCAGCGUUACAGCUUGGACUCUAAUCCUACCAGAGGAGUACUCGAAAGCAUCGCACGAGAUGUGGGCCUAACAAGACGUGUUGUUCAGGUCUGGUUUCAGAAUACACGAGCCAGAGAGAGAAAAGGACAGUUCCGGUCGAUGGGGCCAGGAUCCAGUUUCAGCUUGGGUUUGAAUCACCUUCGCUGCCCAUUUUGCAGGGCUCUGUUCAAGGUCAAGAGUGCUCUGGAUGCCCAUAUGAGGUCCCGUCACUGGGCAGAGGCUGAAAGAGCAGGUUACAACUUAUCAAUGAGUAAUGUAUCCAGUGGGCAGAUUGGGAUGACCGUGUUGUCUGUCAUGGAUAGACCGGGCCCAUCUAUCACCUCCAACCCUAUCCAAAACCCUGCUUAUGUCAUAAGCAACAAAGAGAUAACUGGGAGGCCGCCUGUCACCUCUUUGUCUUUAACCACUGAUCUGAACAACCCAGAGGAUGAUGAUGAAUAUGAGGAUGAUGAAGAGUAUCCAUGUGAGGAGGGUUCCAGUAUGGCUGACCAAGAGUCUCCUAGUCCUGAGGGAUCUGGGGGUCCAAGCUCUGAUUGGGGUGAGACACAAACUCUGCAGCAACACCACCACCAUCAGCAACAGCGCCAAAGGACACAGAUGAGUCACUUCCAGGUACUGCAGCUCCGAGACUUCUACAGGAGUCAUCGCACACCCAACCGACAUGAGUGUGAGGCACUGGGCCAGGAGCUGGGGCUACCUCACCGCGUGGUGCAGGUGUGGUUCCAGAACGCCAGAGCCAAGGAGAAAAGGGCCAGGAGCCUAAGCUCUGACUCUGCAGAGAGGGAGCAGGCUGAGCUGUCUGCAGGAGCAGGGGAGAGGGACAGAGCUUAA